AUGGCGGCAAAGUUAAUUCUGACGGCACUUAUAGCGUCACUCAAAGUUAACGGUAGUCCGUGCAAGCCAAACUCUUCUCCAUCUAUCUCUUUGGUCUUUACCUCUAGUGCUGCUUUUACGACAACUACCAUCGACUCAAGCGCUGAACUGGGGCUCUCAACCCAAAGCUCUAUUUUCGACUCGACACUUGAUUCCACUUCCACAACCCUCGAAACAUCCUCCUCAGAGACUUUCGCAUCUGAGACAACCCGGGAUGGAUCAUCGGAUUCAACAGUCCCAGCCUCGUUUACGACUACCAACUCAAUUGUUGAAGAAUCUACUACCGUAGAGAGCGCAGUCGUGACUUCAUUGUCUUCCGACCCAGCAACAACUUCCUCCAUUGCAAGCACAACCACCACAGCCGAGCCACAAACCCCAAUCGGGUUCUACAAUGGUGGUUUUGAAGAUGAUUCGACAUCAGAUGCACGCCCUUGGGUCAUAGGAAGAAGCGUCACUAUCGAAAAUGAUCCAGCAAAUGCACAUUCAGGCGACCGCUAUGCUCUUGUCAAGUAUCCCAUCACGGGAACCGGACGUCCCAUUGAUCCUUUGCGACAAACCAUCUCUGGUCUCGAUCCGAAGAAAAAGUACCUGUUGACUUUCUAUUGGGCCUUUACAGACUUUUAUUCGUUAUCGAACACAGGAUGUGACUUUUGGACCUAUUUUGGCCCCGCCAUUGAACUCUAUAAAUUCAAAGCUGACGGCAUGCCUACCAACGAAUACUUCAAACGCCAAUACCUGGUAACGCUAGUGAGCAUAACAGAUAAGGUGGAUUUGGUGUUUUACUGGCGUUGUUCUAACUCAGCACCGGCCUCUCCAUGGGCCGGUGCCGAGAUACGUGUCGACGAUGUCAGUCUCGUUGAGUACGAUCCACCGUGCGCUCUGGUCAAGCCGCCUCCCGAGGAUCUGGUUUGUGGCCAGAUUGGAUCGUUCCCCAGUUCUGCAAACUCCUUCCUUAUCGGUUCUGAGGUUCUCUUGGGCCCUUUUGAAAACUGUGCCCAGCUGUGUGCUGAGAAUCCUGAAUGCAAGACUGUCGCUGGAGUUUUUGGCAGUGGGGAUGUGAUUGGGCGUAAUGCUCGAUAUAAUUAG
Molecule: messenger RNA, 1125 nt
Organism: Fusarium graminearum PH-1
Lineage: Eukaryota; Fungi; Ascomycota; Sordariomycetes; Hypocreales; Nectriaceae
Exons: 3
Coding region: 1-1125 (374 amino acids)
Source: RefSeq, a predicted model, not a curated record